Messenger RNA from Juglans microcarpa x Juglans regia, 2112 nucleotides. RefSeq lists its product as uncharacterized. NCBI's taxonomy places the organism in Eukaryota, Viridiplantae, Streptophyta, Magnoliopsida, Fagales, Juglandaceae. The record is from RefSeq and is a predicted model, not a curated record. Bases 145 to 1857 code for a protein of 570 amino acids. The transcript has 10 exons.
UCCCUCUCGCUGUAUUCGACAACUCGUUUUCUCAACUGGACGCUCUUUUCCGACUUACUAGCAGUCAGUACGUUUCAGUUGAACUGAUAGAGUCACCACUUACUCCUAUGUUUGUGUAUUUGAGUUGCAUGUGGUGGAUUUUCCAUGGAAACAGUGGUUGGAGUUGAGUGGAAUGAUGAAGGGAAGGAUGAAGAGAACGGGGUUGAGAAAAGUAGCUCUGCUCUGUCUUCACCAAAGCAGAUUGCCGAUCCGGUUAUCUACAAGCUUGUCCGGGUUGAAGGAGAUGGGAGAUUAGUGCCAGCAACCGAUGAUGAAUUAAUGGAGGUUGGGGAUUUUCUUGAAGAUGACAAGAGUGAAAUGCAUGAUGUUGCUGACACUGUGCAGAUAUUGGGCUGCAUGUGCAACGAAGGGUUGUCCUCUGAGAAGACUCUGAUAGAAAGCUCAGAAGGUUUAUUGAAGUCGAAGAACUCAGAAGCUGAUGCUUGUAAGCUAAAUGCACGGCUUGAGGAAUGCUUUCCUUCAUCAACUUUAAGUUUGAAAGACAACCAUAUCAAUCAAUUUGGAGACAUUGGAGGGUGCCCAAAGCCUCCGGAUAAAAUGAUGGAAAGUGGAUCAUCAGUUGCUGCUGUCUGUGCUGGUUUGAACCCUGAUUUUUCCAAGUUAAAGGGGGAGAUUUGCUUGGAUAAACUAUCAAUUAGAGAGCUUCAUGAAGUGUUUAAAGCAACAUUUGGGCGAGAAACUACUGUCAAAGACAAGCUUUGGCUUAAGAGGAGGAUAUCCAUGGGAUUGACUAACUCUUGUGACAUAUCAACCACAAUGUUCGCGAUUAAAGAUAACAAAUUGGUGAAGAACGGUGACGAUGAAGGCAACAAGGAUGUGGAUGGUUCAUUCACCCAUGAUCCAUCAGUUGGAACAAUUGAUGUAAACUGUAAAGGUUCACCAAGUAGCCAUGGCAGCCAAUCUGAAGAUCAUCAAAUUGGUUCUGGCAAGAAAUUAAGAAAUCAUAGUGUGGAACUUGAUAGUGGAAGUGAGCAGCUUCAUACAGAACAGAGAACAGCGAAAAGAAUUCGGAAGCCCACCAAGCGAUAUAUAGAAGAACUAUCAGAAGUAGAUUCCAGAGAUUAUAGCCAAAGGUUGAUGAGUUCACCUAAGAAUGCUGGACUUGGCCAGAUCGCCCCAAGAUCUUUUGCUAGGCCUGUUAGAAAUGUGCUGUCAGAUGGGAGAACUGUUGUCACUCGGUUGGACUCUCUUGGCGGAUCUGGUGUUCAUGUUCCAUACGUUUCUCGGGUUCGAAGAAGCCGUCCAAGGAAAAAUGUCAUGGCUCUUAUGAUGUCAAAUGAGUCAGGCAUUGCUUCACUCUGUGCACAGUGCAGUUGUAAUUUAAAAUUCCAGAAGUUCAAUCCAAGUGGCAUGGGCAUGGCAACUAAACUGGUAAAGAAAGCCCUUGGUGUACGCAGUUCUCAAACAGAUGAGGAUAUUGGGAGCAAAGUUUUGAAAAGGAAAUCUUUUGUGGAUCAGAUUCGGCAGCCAUUCUUUGCUGAACUAGAGAAAGAUAGGCAGCAUUCUAUAAUGAGCAGAAGUGAACUGGAAGAGAAUUUGAGGAGGACACAGGCAAAUUCUUCCGGAGAUAAGUCAGAUGAUAAUGUAGUAACUGUUCCCACUGCAAAAGGUGGAAUGAGAAGGAAGCAUCAUCGAGCUUGGACUAUUGUUGAGGUUAUGAAAUUGGUUGAGGGUGUAUCUGAGUGUGGAGCUGGAAGGUGGUCUGACAUCAAACGACUUGCUUUUGCAUCCUAUUCAUACCGCACAUCCGUUGAUCUUAAAAUUUUAACGUGUAGGACAAGUGGAGGAACCUGCUAAAAGCUAGCUUCGCACAGGCACCUCCAGAUGAUGUGAUGAACUCGCGGAAGCCCACUUCAAUGCCCAUUCCUGAGCCGAUUUUGGAACGGGUGAGAGAGCUUGCUGAGACGAAUGCACGGGUUCCUCCAAAUCUUGGCACAAGCAAACCGACUGUGGGUAGUAGAAAUUCGCAGGAUACAAUGUCUGGAUACUUGUAACAUUUGUAAAUGAUACCGUUUUAGUAUUCCAGAGUGAAAAUAAAGUUACUUUUUAUCU